Molecule: messenger RNA, 7566 nt
Organism: Papilio polytes (common Mormon)
Lineage: Eukaryota; Metazoa; Arthropoda; Insecta; Lepidoptera; Papilionidae
Gene: cas
Exons: 26
Coding region: 461-5386 (1641 amino acids)
Biological process (GO): positive regulation of transcription by RNA polymerase II; regulation of neuron differentiation
Cellular component (GO): nucleus
Molecular function (GO): DNA-binding transcription factor activity, RNA polymerase II-specific; RNA polymerase II transcription regulatory region sequence-specific DNA binding
Source: RefSeq, a predicted model, not a curated record
CUAUCGAGUAUUUUGAUUUAGUUUCCGAGACUUACGUAGAUGUGGCAAUUUUUUUUCAGUCGCGUGUGUAAGGCGCGCGCGACUGCCUCGUGUCCCCUGACUCUAUAAGUUUCGUUAAAUUUUCGAUUUCUCCCGCGCUUCAAUACGAACUUUGUUUUCAGGUUUACGUAAAGUAAAGUUGAGUUGAUAAGCGACAAAAAACUUUUUUUUUGCUUUCGGAAAACUGUGAAAGUGUACUUUACGUGAGUGAUAAAACAUUUGGAUUUUGUUUGUGCUUCAUAAAAACAUUGGUAAAUGCAUUUUCGUUCGUGUUUGGAUGUCUUAGAUUAAGAUGAUGUAUAUGGCUGAUUCAGAAGACUGAUAAAUAUUAUAUCGAAGCCAUACAUAAUGUACUCAUGAACAAAAUCCUUAGGACGGGCUCGUUUCAGGUUGUGGUCCUCGAAAGAGUCCAAAUACUGCAAUGACUACUGCGAUGGCAGCCCACCAGGAAUCUAUACACGAGAGACUUCAGCCAGCGACGGAGGAACCGCUGUACUUGCACCAUGGAGCCGCAUCCUGGGCCACGGAGGCAUCGGAUAACCACGAAGACCACAGCACCGAUAUGUCUCCUUACUACAAUAUGCCUAAAAGAAACAAACGGAAGAACUUCAAGCCCAGAUGUGCUCCUAACGCGACAACAUUCUCUGAUGAUUCCAACGGAGGACACUGUACCUUAGAGAGCCCAGUCAAUGGCAACGAUAGAACCUCACCGGAUCAGUUGGUCGAAGAUGAAACUGACGAUGGUACCUUUGCAAAAAUUGGAGUUAAAAACUUCAAUCUUCUAAAAGGAGGAGCAGUCGAUCUCAGUAGAAGAUUAAGUACUGAUUCAAAUGAAAACAUAGAUUCAAAUUAUCAAAAUAGUUUAGUCGAUGAUAAGAAAGUUGAUACUUUCCAACGUUCUUAUAUACAUAGUUUACAAAUAAAUCAAGAAGCUGAAAGAGACAGGACCGUGUUGAACUUUAGCAAUUUACAGAACAAAACUUUUUGUGCCAAAAAUCCUUUUGCUAUAUCUCAAUUAAUUAAAACUAACUCACCUCCUAGAAGAAGGGAAUCUGAUUCCGACGAUGACAAUAAAGAUCAUGAUAUUAACGCUAAUGAGAGAUUGGGAGAAGUUCAGGAACCAAUGGAAAUGGUGGAACCUCAACAAAAUGGUGAUGUAAAUAAUACAACAAAUAGGAUCUUAAGAGACUACGCUAUAAACACUAUGAAGGAAUUUUUAGGAAUUUAUGGACUGUCUUCUAAUGAAGUAGCUGAUGCUAUUAGCGGGCAAAUACGAAAUUUGGAAGCACUACAAGGUAAACCGAUAACUCAGUUGCCUAUGAGUUUGAAGCGCAGACACGAUUCAGGCGAUGGCAUUGACAGGAGCUUGAGAAGGUCGUCAUCAGCGACUGAAGACGAGGGCUCUACUAAUAUAACACCACCGAAAACGCCGGACAAUGACAUAGAAGCUCAAAGACAAAGAGCAUUACAGAUAAUCAACCAGCAAUCGAUGAGGUUAUUUGGCAGAUCUCAAAGUCAAGAGGAAGAUGGCAGCGGCUCUGAUGAUGGAGACCAGACUCUUGAUCUGAGUGUAUCGAGAGACGCGGAUGGACAGGAACAAUCAACGACAUCUAGUACUGGCAACAGCGUGUCAGAGUUCGAGCAGCAAAAUAUGCUUAUGAGAAAGAAUUUAGAGGAUUUAGCUAAUUUACAAAUGCAGGGUUUCUUCCAAAAACAAUCAAUGAUGGAUGCAGACGAUUCGCAAGAAAGAAAAUUACAAGCAAGUGGUCUUCUAUCUGCAUUGAAUCACUUGGAUCAGGUUCGGAAGAAUUCUUUACAAACAACAGUGGAUUAUUCCAGAUACGUUAAAAGAUACAGUUCAACGUUAGAAUGCGGUUCAUCUUACUGCAAGGAUCUGGGCUAUCGAGAGCACUUUCAUUGCAUGGAUUGCACUGCGAGGGUCUUUUGCAAGAAAGAAGAAAUGAUCAGACAUUUUAAGUGGCACAAGAAACGUGACGAAUCUUUAGCGCACGGUUUCAUGCGUUACUCUCCCCUCGACGAUUGCUCCGAGAGAUUCAGCGACUGUCCUCACAACAGAAGCCAAACUCACUAUCACUGCAUCCAAGAUGGCUGCGAUAAGGUGUACAUAUCAACGUCUGAUGUACAAAUGCACGCGAACUAUCAUCGCAAAGACUCUGCCAUUCUGCAGGAAGGCUUCCAAAGGUUCAGAGCAACUGAGAGCUGUGCUGCACCUCAUUGUGUAUUUGCUGGACAAAGAACUACACAUUUCCACUGCCGACGACCUGGAUGUACAUAUACAUUCAAAAAUAAAGCUGAUAUGGAAAAACACAAAACUUACCACAUCAAAGAUGAAGCCCUAUCAAAGGACGGUUUUAAGAAAUACAUGAAGAACGAAGCCUGUCCCUACAGAGACUGUAGAUUUAGUAGGACUUGUAACCACAUACACUGCAUUCGACCACAUUGCAACUACGUUCUGCACUCAAGCAGUCAGAUUUUCACGCAUAAGAGGAAACAUGAGCGAAAGGAACAAGAAAUGAAUUUCGGGCUUCCAACGUCAGUGAUCCAGAGCGCACUGAUGCACCAGGGUGCGGAUCUAAGCAUGUACUCUCCUGGAAGUAACCUUCAUAUAGAUGAUGAUAUGUCAAGCUCAAUGCUUGAUGACUACUCUAAUCCAUACAAUCCAGCGUUAGUAGAUGAAGUAUCUCGGAAAUAUAUAGAAGUAUUCAAUGGCAGUAAAGAAGCGGAAGAUAAAUGUAGCAAAUGCAGCGCCCUCAACAAGCACUAUCAUUGUUUGUUCGAAGGCUGCAAGAUGGCACACAGUUGUCACAAUACAAUGGUGAAGCACGUCUUAGAACACGAACAACAAAACCAAGUGACGGAUGCUUACUUCAUGACGUUCUCGCGGAACAAUCCCUGUGGGAACUCCGCCUGUCAGCACAUCAGGGACAUCACGCAUUACCACUGCACUUGGGAAAACUGUGGUGCUGUAAUCCUGUCAUCUGAAGAACACCCAUUCAGACGUUUGGAACAUCAUCGUCAACACGCGAUUCUCAGCCCUAUGUCACCAAACCUAGCGGCUAGAUUCGCUCCAAACUUUACACCUCAACUCUCUGCUCAAUUACACCCAAAUAUGGCGGCCCAAUUAGGUCAAGUGCCGAAUUUACCAAAUCUCCCGCCAAAUCUUGCUCAAUUGGCGCAGAUGACGCCAAGUCUUUCUUCUCAAUUAACGCCUAAUCUGCAGGCGCAAUUAAAUCUAGGUCCAAAUCCCAGCAUAGUGCCACAACAAGUCAACCCAUCUAGUUCUUUAGAUGAAAUGUUUAGCAGGAAGAGAGGAAGGCCACCAAAGAAUAGAGUGGUUGAAGUUUGGACAGAUAAUGUAACUCCUCAAGCCAUUUUUACGUCAUUCAAAUUACCAAAAAGUAAUCAAUUGCCACCAGCAGUGCCGUCCCCGGUCAUAGCUACUAUUGAAGAAUUUCCUAGAAUAAAAUUCCAACACUUCGAAGUUUACACAGUACCAGACACUUGUGCGCAAUAUUACCCUAACUGUCAACUAAGGAUGACCAGACUACACUUGCAUUGCUUCAACUGCAGCUUCACGGGAGAAACCCACAUCAUUAUGGAAACUCAUAUGAGAGAAUCUCACUCCAUCUCACCCCUUCUAGAAGGAUUCGAUUACUUCUCAUCCUUCGAACAAUGCGGUGGGAAGAGUUGUUUCAAAAAUCAACUGAGAUCUCACUUCCAUUGCGCCCAAGGCAACAAUUGCCCAGCAAUACUAACUCAGUAUUCAGCAUUAGCUACACACAAACACGGAAGAGGAACUCCAGUUAUUAAAAGUGAAACAGAUCAAGAGAAAUCAUUUGACGAGGCCAAAGAUUAUUCUAUAAAAGAAAGAGCGUCUGCUGAUAGUGUUAGUUCUAUGAAAGAACACAACGAAUCUUAUACUCCAACUAAUUUCUCUAUAAAGAGUGAAUUUGAAAGGGAACAGGAUAAUAUUUCGGUAGUAAAAGCGACUGGAACGUUUUAUCCGUCGUCACAUCUCCGAAGCAACACCUCAUCACCCUCACCGAGAAGCAUUUACGAUGCAUCACCAUCAAAGGACAUGAAGCUUCGUAUGGAAUAUGAACAGAAAAGACAAUAUGAGCCUCCAAAGCACUCAGGACCAACAAUACCACCAUCAUGUCACGAUCAAGCUUGUCCCUUGAACAAGAAUGCUGGAGGAAUGAACUUGCAUUACCACUGCCCUCACUGCAGUCAGGCUUACGUGGAUUUGAAGUUGCUUUUCAGUCAUAUGAUGAAGAAGCAUAGCAAUACUAUGGAACAAGGACCUGUUGGAUUGCAAGCGACUAAGGAAACUUUAGAACGGGAGUAUCCAGAAAUUUCAAUACUACCAUCCACCGCGUCUUCCUCCACUGCUGGUCAAAUGCCCUCGCCGAGUCAAAGACCAACUAAUCCAGCUGAGCAAGUUCAAGCGGUGCAAAGUCUUCUACUCCAGCAGUACCUGGCAGGUGGUCGCAAAGGCAGUCUUCAAGAUCAGUUGAAAAUGCACCAACAAUACACGGCCUCUUUGGCGGGUUUGCCUGGCUUAGCACAAGUCGCAUUAUUCUCACAAGGAGGGUCACCGUUCCCGCUGUACCCCACCAUGCUUUAUCCGCCUGAGCUGCUGUUGGAACAAAGUCUGAUGCAGGGUCACGGAAUGCCUCCAGGCAUGGACAAGGAAGCGGAAAUGAUUGCCAAAUCCAGGCGAACCCAUACCACCAGAGGCCCUCACAUGCGUGUCAUGAAGGAUGAACCAAUUCCUGAAGGAUAUCUGAGGUUUAGGUUCAAUGAGGAUUGUGCCUACCAGCACUGCGGCUAUAGAGAACAUCAAACUCACUUCCAUUGCACUCGUAAAGAUUGUGGCUAUUCAUUCUGUGACAAGACAAGAUUCGUUCAACACACAGCCAGACAUGAACGAUUGGAUACGCUCAUGGGUGGCGACUUCCAGCAAUACAGAGCGAACGUCUACUGCCAGAGACCAGAGUGUCCACACGCCACAACAUUCGGAACAGGGCAGAACAAGGCGUCGCAUUUCCACUGUUUGAAGUGCGAUUUUGUGUGCACUGACACCAACAAGGUGGUCGCACAUCGCCGCCAACAUCAGAAACUAGACUCCAUACAAGCGGCCGGGUUCGAGAAGUUUCCACCAAGCAAAGGUUGCGGUUACGAGCCUCAAUGUAUCCACAGCAAGAAACAGACCCACUAUCAUUGUUUGCAGUGCGGUUUCGCGGUGCUUGGUUUAUCGCAAAUGACGUCACACAAGUACAAGCAUCAAGAGGCGAACCUCGGACCGUCCACUAGCGCCAACUGACCAACUACAUCAGUGACAUUUAAUGGAACUUUUUAGUGUGUGCUUCGGAACGUAGCCGCUUAUAGUAUACGAAAUGUUGAUCUUAGAAUCAUCUAGUUUUUUCAUUUUAAUUCGGACUUUUAUGUAAUUUCAGCUUAAGGAAACAAUUUUUAAUGCUUCUACGUUUGAUUUUUUUUAAUGUUUUUGGUUUAUAAAGAUCCGAAUUUAAUAUAAAAUCUAUGAAAAAAUUAUCCAUCUAAAUCGUGCCUUAGAUGCAAGUUUAACUAGUGUACACACGCGGCGAGUCGUGUGCCAAAUAUCUUGUAGAAAAAAAACUAUAUGAGAAUAUUAAAUUAAUAAAACUCGUAGACAAUAACAUGAGAUAUCUAAUAAUCAUAACGUACAGUGGUAAAAAGUGACAUGUGUAACGUAAUGUUGUGUAUAGUCUCAUGUUAUCGUGACCGGGUUAUACGAUCGUGUGUUCAAGUUGCUAAAAUGCAUUUUGCAUUAAUAUUAAGGUUUACAAAUGAUAGUGCAUGUUAAGUGUGUAUUUUCCUAAACUCCUGACCAAUUUUUUAGGUGAUAGUUAAAAUUUAAAAAGAUAUUUAUAUUUAUUACUACCCCCCAUGAAAAAGACAUUUUUACGGAUAGUAUUAUUAAUUUAGAUUUCGUAAAAUGAAGGCAAUAAUUGGGUUUAGAACACCAUGUUGUGCCUAGAACAGACAAUACAUUUUUAUGAUAAUUCCUGAUAUUAGUUAUUUAGGAGAAUGUCAGGGAUUAUCGGAAAAAUCAUAGAUUAAAAAAACGAAAGUAUAUUAAAAAAUAUUUAACAAAAAAAAUUGUCAAUUUUAUAAAACAUUGUAAAUAAGAAUAGAUUAUAUAUUAUCAGAAAAAAAUGCUAAAUGUUAAUAAUUGUUACGGAAUAUUGGAAUUAUAGAGUUGUAUGAAAGUAAACGAUUCGAAUAUGUACAGAACGAGUGCUAAUUUGUGAUUCAUGAGGUAGCCAUAAAAUGCCAUAUAACUUCAUACAUAUUUUUAGAUAUAAUGUUAAAAUUUCUAAAUUCAUUCGAUUUAUAAGAUUUAAGAAUAAUCGAAUUUGAAAUGACAAUAUUUAUAAUAAGUCAUUUAAUUUUGUAACUUAAUAAACCAAAAACACCGUGAAAUAGACUUUACCUUUGCAUUCCCGUUGUUUCCCGGAAACUUAUCAAACCAUUCCCGUGUGUAGUUUUAGCGGGUCAUUGACCUGUGACCGACUUUGGUUCAACCUAUUCCUAGCUUUUAUCAGUAUUUUGUUAGUUUAAGUCCUAUCCUAUUGUUCCUAUAUUACAUUUCAUUUCUAGUGAGCGUCCACUAGCAACAACUGGAGAAAAACGCAUUAUUUCAAAAUACUGCAAAUAAACAAUGUAACACGUAUUGCAAGUGGAAAUUCACACUAUCUUGUUUUGUAUCUAAUCUAAAUAAUUUCUUUUAUUAAUGUAAAUUUAUACUUUUAAGGCACUAUCGGCCACACUGAACUGAAUUUUUCAACAUCAAAAUUUAAUUGAAUUUCGUGUUCCAUCGUGGUGUUAUAAGAGGUGUUAUUCAAAUGUUUCAGUAUAUGGCCAUUUGUCCUAUCUUUAAAAUAGUCCGUGCCAUAAAUUUUUUAGUCAUGGUUUUGAUGUUUAAUUUUUACGUAAACUAGGUUUCUGUAUCAACUAAAUAAUUUUACUCUCCGUGCGUUACGUUUUUUGUAAAACUUAAUUCUCUAGUUGUCUGUAUUGUAGAUUUCAAUUCUCAUUGGCAAGUUAUUUUCUAUCAUUAUUGGUUGUUACGAAAACAUUUGUUUUGUUAUAUAAUUUUAUGUUUCAUGUUUUUUUUUUCUUCUCAUACUUUUACGUUUUUGUCUUUCACAGACUUCUUUUAAUAUUAAUCAAGUAUUUAUCUUAGUGUAUUUAGCGUAAAUUUUAGUUAUUAAAAAUAAUUUAAAUUCAUCCUUAAAUACAGUAUUUUGUCAAAGUAAAUGAAGUGUGGUGUGAAAUAUUAAAUAAAAUUUCGAUUUGUCGUACAAAAUUAUCCCUUGUUUAUAUUUAAUAUGUAAUUAUCAGAAUAUAUACGAAUUAUAAUUUAAGCAGUUUCUUUCUAUGAGAUUAAAAUUGGUAUAAAAUAGUUUAGCGUUGUUUACCUCAUGAGUUCUAGAAAUUAAAUGAGAAUAUACAAAAUUU